This is a messenger RNA of Auanema sp. JU1783, 1407 nucleotides long. The record is from the annotation of a GenBank genome assembly. Lineage: Eukaryota; Metazoa; Nematoda; Chromadorea; Rhabditida; Rhabditidae.
AUGGCUGAAUGGUGCGCUGAUAAUUUACGGAACAUUGAGGCUUGGAAAGCAGAAGGCUACCAUUUCUCAACACCUUCUGAUGAGAGUUGUCGUUUGUACGAUGGUUUACUUCGACAGGUAAUUUCUUGGACUGAUUGUGAUAAACUCGGAGGUUUGAUUCAAACACUUCACAAUAUGAUGGAAGCUGAUCCCAAAUCCAUUAUGGCGAGAAUUUUCAAAUAUGGAUUGGAAACGAUGGGCACCGGAACUUCAGCACGUGUCAAUCCCAUUCUUCAACAGAACAUGCUGGAAUUAGAAGCUGAUUGUAAAAAGAUGGGAACAGACUGGGAGAAACAUCAUUUUCGAGGAUUGAGACAAUGGGUAGACGGCAAUUUUGCUGCCGCAGCUCAAAUCUGGGAAGAAAUCCUGUUAGAAUAUCCUACAGAUUAUUUAGCUUUGAAGUUUGUACAUGAAGCUUAUUUCUUUAUGGGUGAUGCGAAAAACAUUCGAGAUUCGAUGAAGAAUGUUAUACCAAAGUGGAAGAAAACAGAACCCUGCUACAGUUAUUUGCAUGGAAUGCUUGCAUUUGGUUAUGAAGAAUGCGGAAAUUACAAAGAAGCUGAGUUGGAAGCUGAUUUGGCUUUAAGUUUGAAUAAAUAUGAUUGUUGGGCUACUCAUGCGAAAUCUCAUGUAAUGGAGAUGAAUGGAAGGUACGAAGAAGGCUUAGAAUUCAUGGAAAAUACAUCGGAUGAAUGGGUUAAAGGAUGGUUGAUUGCUACCCAUAACUACUGGCAUAAAGCUCUCUUCAGUAUCGAAUGUGAAAACACUGAUGCUGCUCUGAAAAUCUUUGAUUUAGAAGUUUCACGACGAGCAUCAGCUCGAUGUUCCGUUUUGGAUGUAGAUGAUGCUGUUUCACUUCUUCUCCGCUUAGAAGUGUUAGGGACAGAUGUUGAAGACAGAUGGUCCAAAAUCCCCAUUAUGGCAUCUCAUACGAAUGAUCACAUAACACCUUUUAACGAUGCUCAUCUGGGAGCUCUAUUUGUACGUCAAGACGACUUCGACACAGAGCACAAGAUGCGACAAUCAAUGAUAUCCUUCACCAAAAGUAAUUGUAAUACAACGACGGAUGUUUAUAAGAAAGUCGGUUUAUCCCUCUAUGAGGGUGUUGUUGAUUUUUGUAUGGAAAAUUAUGAUGAUGCUGUUGAAAAGAUGUACCCUGUUAGAGAACAUGUUUAUACUGUUGGAGGAAGUCAUGCCCAAAGAGAUUUGUUUAAUCAGCUAUUAAUUGAAUCAUGUAUUCAGUCUAAUGAGGAAAAGAUUUGGAAAUUAACCCCAAGCUUGUUGGAAGAGCGAAAAAAGCUUCGAAGUGGUCGAUGUGUUAUCGGUGAGCAGUUGGAAAGGCAGUUUCAUCAAAAACAUUCACUUUGA